Lodderomyces margitis is the source of this 555-nucleotide messenger RNA. RefSeq names its product Arf family GTPase. Gene Ontology annotation, biological process: protein folding. The transcript has a single exon. Bases 1 to 555 code for a protein of 184 amino acids. Gene Ontology annotation, molecular function: GTP binding; GTPase activity. Gene Ontology annotation, cellular component: microtubule cytoskeleton; cytoplasm. NCBI's taxonomy places the organism in Eukaryota, Fungi, Ascomycota, Pichiomycetes, Serinales, Debaryomycetaceae. The record is from RefSeq and is a predicted model, not a curated record.
AUGGGACUUCUAACAAUCAUUAGAAACCAGAAGAGGAAGGAUAAGGAAAUACGAAUGUUGGUCCUAGGACUUGACAAUUCAGGCAAGACCACAAUCGUUAAAAACAUGUUGCACGAAGAUGUUGACAUCAUUUCGCCAACAAUGGGAUUUCAAAUACAGUCGUUGCCGUACAAAGGUUACACACUAAAUAUGUGGGAUAUUGGUGGACAAACCAGUCUAAGAGCAUUUUGGAGUAACUAUUUUGACAAGACAGAUGUAGUUAUGUGGGUUAUUGAUGGUCUUAGUUUGGAGCGAAUAGAGGAGUCGUACCGAGAGUUGCGUGAUAAAAUUAUCGAACAAGACAGGUUAGUAGGAGUGUAUUUGCUAAUUGCUAUAAAUAAAACAGACUUGAUACCGGAGGGGGAUUUGAAGUCAUUGAAGGAAACUGUGAGUCGGCUUUUGCAGUUGGAAGAGGUGAUUCCUGAACGAGAUCAUUGGAAUAUCGAGUUGGUUAGUGGCAAAACGGGAGCUGGGAUCGGAAAGGUUUUGGAUUGGGUUAUUUCGAGGGAGUAUUAA